UCUCAUGGCGGUCGGUCAGAUCAGUUAAGCUGAAUUAGAAAACGUUCGAAAGCGCGCACAAAACGAAGUAGCUAAAUACAAAAUAUUGUCCUAAGUGUAAUUAGUUAGUUUUCGAAUAAUUUGAUUCUUUAUUUAGUGUAGACAAACAUGCAGCUUUCCCAACGACAUUUCAUUUGAUAUCCUCAAAUCGACGCUAAUGACACCAAAUCAAAAUAUUUAAUUUGAAAAUCUCCCUUCAAUUAACAACAAAAAACACCUAAAUUUUUAAAAGUGUUAGAAAAAAAAUUCAACAAAAAUUAAAAUAAAGCAACAACACAAAAAUACAACUGCCAACAAAAUGCAACUAAGUACAACGAAGCCGCGACAGAGAGAGCGGCACUUGCCGCCAGCGUCCAACACACCUAAGCACACGCAAGCAACCUCCGACAGCGCCUACGCAUUCAGCAGCGGCAUCAACACAAAUUACUACUACAGUAGACUGCCGUUGCUGCUGCUGCUGGUGCUACUAUGGGCGUCCGCCAGUCAUGCCUACAACAUUGAUCUGCCCAGCUAUACAAGGCACGUGCGUGAACCGAAUACAAUGUUCGGCUUUAGCAUUGCAUUGCAUAAGGGCUACAGUGGAUAUGCACAAACGAACUCUUUAAUUGUCGGCGCUCCUAAAUUCGAUACCUCCUCAUACCAACAGGGUGUGGUAGAAGCAGGCGCUGUCUUCCAGUGUGGCAUGAAUGAUGGUGAUUGCAAUUUGGUGAAAUUUGAUUCCUCAGGAAAUCAUCGUAACACAUUCGGUGACGUUAUCGAGCGAAAAUCCUAUCAGUGGCUUGGCGCUACCGUCGCCACGAGUCGUGACAACGAUUUAAUUGUGGCCUGCGCUCCACGUUAUGUCUUCCAUACAAUGACACCAAAUAAAUCAUUGCGUUAUGAUCCAGUCGGUACGUGCUUUACAUCCAGGAAUUUGACGCAUUUCAAUGAAGUCUCGCCAUGUCGCACAAAUAACUGGGGCUAUCACAGGCAAGGUUCUUGCCAGGCUGGUUUUAGUGCGGCUGCUAGUACUCGUGGCGAUCGUUUGUAUAUUGGCGCGCCCGGCAGUUGGUAUUGGCAAGGACAAGCCUACUCAAUAUCACCAGAUGCAACCUUCCCAUAUAAGCCGCCAUUUUACCAGCCCUUCGGCACUGGAGGUCAAACCUACUCAUACGAUGUGACACGCCCCGAAAAUCAAGUCUACUCCACCGCCGAGAGUAGCUCACAAGAUGAUGACUCCUAUUUGGGUUACUCCAUGGUGACGGGCGAUUUCGAUGGUGAUCGUAUUGAGGACAUCGCCAUUGGCAUGCCACGCGGCGCAGGGUUGCUCGGCAAAAUUGUCGUAAAUCAUUGGAAUAUGUCGAACAUAUUUAAUUUCACUGGUCAUCAAAUUGGUGAAUACUUUGGCUAUGCGCUCGCUACCUGCGAUGUGGAUGGUAAUGGUUUGGAUGAUCUGAUCAUCGGUGCGCCAAUGUACAGCGAGCAAGGCAAUGUGGAGGGCAAAUACGAUGUAGGACGUGUGUAUAUACUGUUGCAGAAAGAGAGCGGCGAACGCUGGCCAAUCGAACACAUACGUGAUGGCUACAACAGUAAAGGACGUUUCGGUUUGGCGCUAACCACACUUGGCGAUAUCAAUCGUGAUGGUUUUGGUGACUUCGCUGUGGGUGCGCCCUACGACGGGCCAGAAGGUCGUGGCGUUGUCUAUAUAUUCCAUGGUUCGGCUAAUGGUCCACUGUUGAAACCGUCGCAAAUAAUUAAAUCGGAGGAUAUUGUUGAGGGCGCGCCCUACCCACGCACAUUUGGUUUCUCACUCUCCGGUGGCCUCGAUAUGGAUGGCAAUACAUAUCCGGAUUUGGCGGUGGGCGCGUACGCAUCCGAUCAAGUAUUCAUCUUCAAGUCACGUCCCGUCGCUGCUGUGAAUGCGAUGACCUCCUUUGUUAAUCAAUCGAAAUUGAUCAGCUUGGAUGAUCGUCGUUGUCAGACGGUGCGUGAUGGCAAACGUGUACCGUGUACUGAAAUUAUGACCUGCUGGAGUUAUACGGGCGAAUAUUUGCCUGGUAGUUUAGAAUUUGAAGUCUCCUGGGUAUUGGACGCUAAAAAACCAAAGAAACCACGCAUGUUUUUCCUGUUGGAUGAGGGCAAAAAUAUACGUAAUCUCUCGAUCAGUUUACAAUAUGGCAAGACUUAUUGCCGCAACGAGACUGUCUAUCUAGUGGAUAAUGUGCAGGAUAAGUUGACACCGCUGGAGGUGGAAAUGCGUUAUGACUUACGUAGCAGACGUGGUUUUGCACCAGUAAUUAGACGCAGGCGUGAUGCUCUCGAACCGGUUAUUGACCAAAAUCGUGAGAUUAUACUACGUGAUGCCAUCAACAUACAAAAGAAUUGUGGUCUGGACAAUAUUUGCGUGCCCGAUCUGCAGCUCGACAUUAUAACCGUCGAUAAGUAUUUGCAUGGUUCUCAUAAACCGUUAAUCGUUGAAGUCACAAUUACGAAUCGCAAUGAAGACGCUUUCGAGUCGGCCUUCUACAUGCUGAUGCCAAAGGAUUUGGACUUUAUUAAGAUUGAGAAUUUAGUCGAAAAAGGUGACACGCCCAUAACAUGCUCGGCGCCCUCAGAAAGCAACAACUACACUUUGAAAUGUGAUCUUGGUAACCCAUUGCAGGGACAGAAAUUCGCCAAAUUCAAUGUGAUCAUGUUGCCCUCACAAAGAUUCGGCAUGGCACCCAGCUAUCACUUCUACAUGGAAGCCAACUCCACUAAUGCGGAAAUAGAUGGCAAUCAGCGUGAUAAUGUUGUGAUUAAGAAUAUCGACAUUUGGGUGGAGACCGAUUUGGUUAUUGAAGGCGCCUCGUUGCCUGACUUUCAACUCUACAAAGCCUCCGAUUAUUUGGCCGUCGAAAAUGCUACCAAAGAGGAAGAUUUGGGUCCACAAGUGGUGCAUCUCUACAAUAUACGCAACAAUGGCCCAUCGUAUAUUGAGGAAGCCGUCAUACUCAUUCAUUAUCCCAACGAAACGGCCGGUGGUGACUUAUUGAUGUAUAUGUUGAAUCAACCCGAGACGCACGGCAAUAUCGUAUGUGAUCCACAUCUCGCUGUCAAUCCGCUCAGAUUGAAAUUGGACAAUAAUCUGAUGUAUAAAUCAUAUCUCAGAGAGCGCGGUGUGAUUUUCUCAACCGAAACCAGCAGCAGUAGCAGUAGCAGCUCCGGCUCGCCGGUCUACAUUGAAAAGGCAAAUGGUAGCAGCGCUGCUGGCACAGCUGUAACGAUAGGACGCGGCACUAAAGAGCUGUCGGCUGAAGAGAAAAAACGUUUGGAGUUGGAGGAUGAGCAAGAGAUACCGGGCGAUGCAUCGGCUACGCAUAUACAACGCGCACAAGAAGCUGCCGCCUCGAGCUCCCAAGCUGGCUUUGGAGCUGGUGCUGCUACCGGUUAUGGCGCUACGGGCUAUGGUGGUGGCGCUGGUGCUGGCAGCGGUGGCUCAUACGAAUGGUCUUCUUCGUCCUCAUUAUCAGGCGGUGGUGGUGCUGGCGCGCAUGGACCCACAGUUAUUGUACGCACCAAAAAUACAACAACAAGUUAUGAUGCCAGCGGACGACCAUACGUUGUCGAGAGCAGCACUGAAUAUUCGACCAACUUGGAUCGCGCUGCACAAUAUUACGCACAACCGACACACAAUCAGCAGCAACAUCAUCAACAUCAACAACAGCAACAACAUUCAGCCAACUAUCAACAAGCCGGCGGGUUUGUAAGGUCCGAUAACAGGCAUGGUAACCAUGAAGGCGCGCAGAGCACACGCGGACACAUUCAAAUGGCCGGUAGCGGCAGCCAACCCGAACAAUCUAUGUAUGCCAACUAUCAAGGCUCCUCGGGUGGUGCUUACCGUCCGAAUCAACAGCAACAACAUUUACAACAUGGAGUCUAUCAACCCUAUGAUGCGCGUCGUGGUUCAGUGGCUUCAACUUCCACGGGAUACAAUACCAACAACAAUUAUAAUAAUUUCGGUAGCGGCAGCGUGAUUGGUGGCAGAAGCUUUGAUAAGGUCAAUCCCCAGGGUCAGGGCUUCCAAGCCGGUGUUUUAGAUUUGGGCACAAUGCAUCGCGAUAAUGUCGACAAUGAAUUGCGUCAGCAUGAUGGACAAUUUGGCGAUAACGGUGGCUCCUCUUACAGCUACCAACAGCCGUACACACGGCGUGUACGUUCACCAGCUGGCAAUAAGCCUUAUUAUGGCAUGGAAAAUGAAGAUUACUAUGACGAAGAGGCUGUGCAACAACAACCAAGCCACCAUCAACACACGGCUCAACACCAAACAUAUGCGCGUAAUGUUUAUCCUGCACAAGGUCAACAACCUCAUAGCGCCUCCUAUCAACAGUCACAAUCGUCGUCAUCAUCAUCAUCUUCCAGUGGCAACGCUGGCAGUUAUCAAAAAUCUGCUUCUUCUUCAUCCACCUCCUCAUCAUCAUCAUCCUCCUCUUCCUCAAGCGCACAGUUACAACAGAAUGACGCUGGCGCUGAGGCCGGCGAGCUAACACAAGUCGAUUGGGUAUCACCUUGUAAGGCAGCAACAUGCCAGACGUUGCGUUGUGUAGCAAAAAAUCUGGCUAAAGAUGAAGGUGUUUGGGUAGCAAUACGCAUGCGUACUGUGGCGAAGACUAUGGAGAAGCUCUCCGGUAAUUUACCACUGACUGUGUCUACAAUGGCUGCGGCGAAUGUUACGCGUUUGCCUUAUAUUGGAGAGCCAAAAGUGCCAAUUAUAAAGACGCAUGAGAUCUUCUAUAAAGCGGAGCCGGAACCCAUACCUGUGCCAGAUGUGGUGCCACUGUGGGUGGUGGUGCUGGCCGCAUGCGCUGGUGCGUUGAUUUUGCUGUUGUUGGUCUAUUUGCUGUACAAGUGUGGCUUCUUCAAUCGCAAUCGUCCAAGGGAUCACUCCAUGGAACGGCAACCAUUGCGUAAUGGUUACCAUGGAGACGAGCAUCUGUGAGCGCUAACGAGUCCAGCUUAAGGUUGGAUACCCCACCAAAUCUCCAUUUGUAACCGAAGAAAACGCUUUUUUUCUACUUUUUAACGACAUGCUAGGGGCAGUUUUGCAUAGAGCUUCAUUGUUGUUGUGCACCUGAUGUAAAAAGUAGUAUAUCGCAAGGUUGCUGCAAAGCGCGGCAUUUUGCGGUCCAAACAACGGUGCUUUCAGAUAAUCAUCAGCGUACAUUUACAUCAACUAAUCAAAACGAAGCUGAAAGAAACCAAAUUUGUUGGCUUCCAAAUCAAAAUCUACGAAAAUUUUCUUAUAACAAUCUCUUCUUCUUCUUCCUGCUCCUUUUUUUAUAAAAAUAAUUUUUAUUAUUUUCAUAUAAUUUAUAAUUAAACUAAAAUACUAUAACUUUGCUAGUCACGAAAUUCAUUAUUGCAAGCUCUCUCACCGCCGGCGAAGUGAAGGAAUCUACAGCGCCAGAGAGAAAGAGAGAGAUAUAGGGAGGGAGAGAGCGCGCCAUAACGACAAAAAUGUGCUCUUACCAUUUUUAUCGGAGAUUAUAAUUUUAAAUUUGUAAAAAAUAAAUAAUUAAAUUUAAACAUUUUACUAAUUUAUAAUAACUGAAAAAAGCGAUAUACUGUUAAAUAAUAUCGAGCCACUCUAAUGUUGCCUUGUAUAUGAUAAAAAUAAAAAUUUAAAUAAAAAUUAAAAAAUAGUUAUUGUUAUGAAAGCGAAAAGUGCUAAUAUUAAUUUUACUAAUGUUAAAUAUAAAUAAUAAAAACUUUAAUAAGUGUGUGUUUGUGCGCGUGUUUGUGCUUGUGUGUAUGUCUAAAUGUUUAUAGUAGUGUUUUAAAUAGAGUAUGUCUAAUUUAAAUGCACAAUAAUAAAUUUCAAUAAAAAA
Molecule: messenger RNA, 5885 nt
Organism: Ceratitis capitata (Mediterranean fruit fly)
Lineage: Eukaryota; Metazoa; Arthropoda; Insecta; Diptera; Tephritidae
Gene: if
Product: integrin alpha-PS2
Exons: 14
Coding region: 338-4996 (1552 amino acids)
Biological process (GO): cell-cell adhesion; cell adhesion mediated by integrin; integrin-mediated signaling pathway
Cellular component (GO): external side of plasma membrane; integrin complex
Molecular function (GO): integrin binding
Source: RefSeq, a predicted model, not a curated record